Messenger RNA from Fusarium redolens, 246 nucleotides. RefSeq lists its product as uncharacterized. The annotation marks the transcript as partial. Lineage: Eukaryota; Fungi; Ascomycota; Sordariomycetes; Hypocreales; Nectriaceae. The record is from RefSeq and is a predicted model, not a curated record. The transcript has a single exon.
CUCUGGCUAUAUUCUCUGGUCAGCGCGGCUUGCGAUAUCAGCCAUGCGCUCUGGUCUCCAGACUACGGCGACACCGUCAUCGAAGACCUUAGUCAAGCUCUUCCUGGUGUCGGAGUAAAGCAAUUCAAGACCCUAAAUCCAGGUGUUAACCCCAAUAGAAUAAUGUCUGGUGAGACUUACACUGUGCCAUCUGGCCCAGAAAUAACGAUCAUCACACCAGCUACCUGGUCCGGAAAUUGUCCUAAA